GAGGAGACUGGGGAAGGGGAGGGUAAGGAGCUGAGAAAAAUCUCCAGGUAUGUUUGGAGAUUAGCACAAAGGCGAGGAACAACUCUACCACUGAGGCAGGCUGAAGCUGAGGGACAAAAACUCUUGAGUGUCUUAAAGCCCAUUCUAGAUCUUCCCAGUGUACAAGAUUUAAUACCUGGCAUGGGUCCACGACAUUGGUGAUCCUAGGAAUAUUUAAUUCCACUUCGGCAACAUUGUAUAUUGUCCACCUGCUUCGCGGCCUUGUGUGCUUGGCUCCUUCAGCUCAUGAUCCCGCCGAGAGCAACGCUAAGAGGGGAUUGGGAGGCUUGAACAGCAUGGAAGAAUCACAAGCAGAGCCUGCAGGUUUAGAGAAGGGUUCAAAGGAGGAGGAAGCAAGGCGGCCGGUGGCACAGUGGACAGCAGCCGAAGUGUGUGUCUGGCUAAGAGGAAAAACCUUGGGAACUCCAGGCAGCCCGCUGCUGGAGGCAGCCAAUAGCCAUGCCAUUUCUGGCAAGGCUCUCUUGCGCCUCUCCGAGGAAACCCUGGAGCGCAUGGGCAUAGCGUCAAAGAGCCUGCGGGAGGAGCUAUUGCAGGAGAUUCUCCUCCUGCGCAUUCAGCAAGAAAUGGAAGAUUUGCUGGAUAUUUCAGAUGAAUAACCCAGGAGAUCUAACAGGUUAACAUCACAACUGUCUGGAAAGCAGCCAUCUUGAAGCAUCCUCUAGAAUUGGUUAUUGGUGUCAGCUGUGCCUCCAGUUGGAUUGUGGGUCAUUGGAGAACGAAAAUCAGGCCAUUUGAGACUGGGACUCAAUUCUUCACGUCCAGUGCAAGUUCUUUUGCAGAAAAGUCUGGACUUGGAAAAGGAGGCAUUUCUGUUGUUAUUACCCCAAAUGAAAAGACCUGCUGAGAGCUAUUGAAAAUGCACUUCCAUACUGGGCUAUUCUGCGGCAAUGAAUUGGGGAAUUAAAUCCUUGGAGAGCAUUCAAGGUUUCCAGGUUAUCUUAAGAACAAACCUAUUCACGUCAUCUAAUAUCAGAGACAGACAACCUAGAUAUUUUGAGCAACUCCCUAAUACCUUGAUUGUUCCAUGUCUAGGCCUGAUGGAAACUGAAAAUCCAAAACAUCUGCAAAGAAUCGGUUGGGCUUCCCAUUUAUUAAACCGCGGUAAUACUCUGGAUUCAGGCAACCAUAGCAUUUGUACUUUGUGUCAUAUUUAAUCCUUGUCUCUUUUUAGACAAGUAUUUAUAUUAUUGCCAGGAUAGGCAUUGUUUUUCUCUGCUCCAAAUAAAUUGGACAACCAUCUUUUUGGGAUGGUAUAAAGAACUCCUGCCUUAAAUAGAGGGUUGGACUAGAAAAUCUCCAAGGUCUUUUCAGUCACAUGAUUCUAUGAUUCUGUGAAAUUCCUUUCUGUUCCUUGCCUCUUGAAAGCCAAAUCCCUCUCUUCCACCUCUUCCUGGCAACCUUUGAAAAGAACCUGUAGCUUCCCAAUUAGGAGAAAAAAAAUAUUGUAUCAGCAUUUUUUGAACUUCCACACAUUUUAAUACUUUUGCUAUUUGUUAUAUUGACAGCAGUGAUGAUAUUCAGCCGGUUCUAUCCGGAUUGGGCGAACUGGUAGUGGCGGUUGCGGGAAGCUCCGCCCACCCGCCUGGACAUAUAUCACGUUCUGUUUUUGACGCUCUGCGCAUGUGCAGAAGGCCCUGCGUAUGUGCGGAGGUGGCGCAUGCAAGCGAAGUGCGUGCGCACGCUUCACAUUUGCGAACCGGUAGUGAAAGUAAGUGAAUACCACCCCUGAUUGACAGGUGCUAUUUUAUUUCUAGAAUACUCCGAUAACAAAUAUUGAUUGGCAGAUAGAUUUUUGUUUUUAAGACCGUUUUGCAAAUAAAAUCAUUUUAUGCCAACACAAAA
Pantherophis guttatus is the source of this 1902-nucleotide messenger RNA. Its product is annotated as sterile alpha motif domain-containing protein 12-like. Gene Ontology annotation, biological process: cell surface receptor protein tyrosine kinase signaling pathway. Gene Ontology annotation, molecular function: protein binding. The record is from RefSeq and is a predicted model, not a curated record. Lineage: Eukaryota; Metazoa; Chordata; Lepidosauria; Squamata; Colubridae. Gene Ontology annotation, cellular component: cytoplasmic side of plasma membrane.